Pyricularia oryzae 70-15 is the source of this 537-nucleotide messenger RNA. RefSeq lists its product as uncharacterized. The transcript is spliced from 3 exons. The coding region runs from base 1 to 537 and encodes 178 amino acids. The record is from RefSeq and is a predicted model, not a curated record. Lineage: Eukaryota; Fungi; Ascomycota; Sordariomycetes; Magnaporthales; Pyriculariaceae.
AUGCACUUCCCCACCAUCCUCGUCACCCUCGCGGCCGCCGUGUCCACCACCUCGGCAAUCAACGUCCGUUCGCACUCGGGCAACACGUGCAACGGCGAAUGGAGCCAGUGCAGCAACAUCGCCAUCGCCUACACGGCCCGCAUCCGCGGCGAAGCCUACCGCGACAGCGGCUGCAGCACCUUUGCCGGCUCGGAAUUGUCCCGCGGCGCCGACUGGAUCUGCAUCCCCUACACCUCGGCACGACCCGGGCGUCGUACCGGCGGACGCUGGUACAACUCGUCUACGCGGCGGCGCAGUGUCGGCGCCCUCGAGGGCGACGACAACAACAAGACGUGCCCGGCCGAGCAGUACGUCGAGGAAGGCGAGUGCCGGACAUAUGUCAAGCCUGACCUCUUUGGGCUGGCGGAUGGGACGACGUUCAACAUCACCGGGCUGGACGAGGACAAGGUCAUGGAAUUGGAGAAACUCGCCGGCACUGGCACUGCGAUCGACGCGAUGCCUGCUGAGUUCCAGGCGUUGCGCAGCUCCGAGGAAUAG